This is a messenger RNA of Penicillium subrubescens, 1038 nucleotides long. RefSeq lists its product as uncharacterized. The transcript is spliced from 2 exons. Gene Ontology annotation, molecular function: dioxygenase activity. The record is from RefSeq and is a predicted model, not a curated record. Lineage: Eukaryota; Fungi; Ascomycota; Eurotiomycetes; Eurotiales; Aspergillaceae. The coding region runs from base 1 to 1038 and encodes 345 amino acids.
AUGUCUGCCCAAUCCACACCCCACGGUGCUGUCCUCAAAGUCAUCUCACUGGGCAAAUUAAUGUCUAGUCCGGCCGCCGUCGCCGCCGAGCUGCUGGCCGCCUGCACAGACAUGGAGUUCUUCUAUCUGGACUGCACAGACUGGAAAGACGGCUCUCUGUCAGCCAGUCAGGUUCAACGCCUGUUCCAAAUCACCAAGACCCUGUAUGAUCUCCCUCAGAAGGAAAAGAGUGCAUGGGCAGCCGACCAUCAUCAUUCAGAGGAAACGAUUGUGGGGUACAAGGAGGCCGGGAUCGACCCAGGGCCAGUCGAGGGGCGAAAGGAUGGGUUUGAAGGGUUCAUGAUAUUUGAACACCCCCUGCGGAAUGUCGCAGAUCCCGCUACCAUGGUCGCGCCACGCCCACUCCAAGAAGAUGGUAACAUUCUGCAAGCAAAUAUCUCUGCACUUCGCGACAUUAGCCUCGCCAUUCUAGACAGCCUGUCGCAAUCUCUGGGGUUGACAGGGAUGUCCCACCUCACAUCCACUCACCGGGUGGGUGAAGCAUCAACCACAGCCCUCGGGCUUCUCAAGUACCUCUCCCAUGGUACAUCUGAAGAUAUUGGGGUGGGUCACAUCGCGCAUACGGACGCGGGCAGCUUGUCGUUUGUGUUCACGGAUGUGCCAGGGCUGCAAGUAGCACUUCCAGGAACGGUUGAGUGGGCGUAUAUUCCACCGCGAGAAGGCCAUGCGAUUGUAAACGUAGGGGACUCGUUGCACCUUCUUUCUCAAGGGAGACUGAGAUCGAGUUUGCAUCGCGUGGAGCCGUAUCUGGAUGCCCUCAACCGUACCAAGUACACCAUCGUCUACUUAGUGCGCCCAGAGACCGACGCAGUGUUUAUUGAUGGCGAUGGAAAGGAGUGGAAGUGUAAGGAUUGGUAUCUCAAGAAGUUUGAGAUUUUCGGAAAGGGAGCGAUUGAUCUGAGCGAUAGUUUUGUGUUGACAGGACGGGAGAAUUAUGACGGGCGCUGGAACCCGUUGACUGCCGCUGCAACGGUUUAG